Molecule: messenger RNA, 2167 nt
Organism: Fukomys damarensis (Damara mole-rat)
Lineage: Eukaryota; Metazoa; Chordata; Mammalia; Rodentia; Bathyergidae
Gene: Gipc2
Product: GIPC PDZ domain containing family member 2
Exons: 6
Coding region: 950-1717 (255 amino acids)
Molecular function (GO): protein binding
Source: RefSeq, a predicted model, not a curated record
GGGUGGGACCCUGGCCCCACACUGCCUGCAGGGUGGCUGCCAACGUCGGGGUGGGGGUGGGGCGGCGCCCCAAGUUGCAGGCGCUGAUAAGGACAGCGGGCAGAAGCCUGGGUGGCAGGAGGUGUGACAAGCAAGCAGGGCCUGACUGGGAGCUCCUGAACAGUCUUCCUCCUCCUUCGUUCCCGGAGCCCUUGGGCUGGGGAACUGUUUUUCACAGUGAGGCUGCUCACUAAGGAUUUAAAUUUAAACCCAGAAAAGGCGUGGGAAUGGAUGAGCAGCAAGCCAGACAAAGGGCCAGGGAGCUCAGGAUGGCAGGGAUUCCGUGGCCUUGGGGUUUCAGCCUCUUGAACCCCCAAAUCACCCACUCAGUUAAGGCCUUUAUCUGCCUUAGCAGCCCUAGCAGAAGGGAGGGGGCCUAGGGAACAGGCGGACAAGGCCUGGGCUUCCUCUUCUUCACCAGCUAGGCCCAUUUGGGCCUGGUGUGGCCCGGGUCACUUCUGCUUAACAACAGAUACUUUAUUCCAUGUUUCACCCUUAAGAUUCGGUGGAACUAAGUACCACUCCGUCCCAGGGUGUGGCUCUGGCUGCGGAAUCACUUGCUGUCCCUUGAGGAGACCACCAGAACCCAUUAGCGAAUGGGGACGGGCUUUUUAAAGGCACCGUGGCUGUCAGCAAAGGCUGUGCCCUUCCUCCAAAAUUCUAACGCUCUUAGCGUUGGGAUCCAAAACAGUUCCCAGAAAGGCACGUUGUUGUGGAAAGCUUGGGUUCUGAUGGACUUUGGGGAAGUGAUUGGCUAACGAGAGAAUCGUAAUGUGGUGGCGGUACUGGGAGGAAUGGAAACGCAGGAGCGGGCCCAGCUGGAGGAGUAGGGUGCGGGGAGUGCCUUUGCCUGGUGUAUCGUCUCCCGCUCUGCUUCCGGCUGCCAUGAGGUGAGCAGCCUGUCUCCCUCAUGCCCUUGCGCCAUGAUGCUUCUGCUGUGGAACCAGCCCAUCACGGACUGAAACGAAACAAAAUGAUCUUGUAUUGCACCUUAAACACACCUAAAAUUGACAUGCAGAGACUCCUAGGAGGGCAACUAGGUCUUGAAGAUUUCAUUUUUGCCCAUGUGAAAGGACUGAAAAAGGAAGUGAAUGUCUAUAAAUCCGAGGACUCACUUGGACUCACCAUUACAGAUAACGGUGUUGGCUGUGCUUUUAUCAAGAGAAUUAAAAGUGGUAGCGUUAUUGACUCAGUUAAGACAAUCUGCGUGGGAGAUCAUAUCGAAUCCAUAAAUGGAGAAAAUAUAGUUGGAUGCCGUCACUAUGAGGUUGCUAAGAAGUUAAAGGAAUUAAAAAAGGAGGAACUCUUUACUCUGAAGUUAAUAGAACCUAAGAAGGCAUUUGAAAUAGGACCAAGAUCAAAAGCUGGAAAGACGUCGGCAGAAAAUAUUGGUACUGCCAGAGGAACGCUGCGCCUGAGGUCGCAGGGUCCUGCCACUGUGGAAGAAAUGCCUUCUGAAGCCAAAGCAAAGGCGAUUGAAAAGAUUGACGAUCUUCUUGAGCUGUACAUGGGAAUUCGAGAUAUCGAUUUAGCUACCACGAUGUUUGAAGCUGGGAAGGACAAAGGAAAUCCAGACGAAUUUGCUGUCGCACUCGAUGAGACUCUUGGAGACUUUGCGUUCCCGGACGAGUUCGUCUUUGACGUUUGGGGAGCCAUCGGUGAUGCCAGACAGGGCUGAUUUUGACGUGCACGGUCCAGCUCUGGAGAAAUGAACCAUCGUUCUUAAAAAGAGAAUCGCAACUCUGAAGAACUCUCUUAGAUGACUUUAUGAACUCUGGUUUAAUUUUCUGUGUGUGGAAUACAUUCUUUGAAAUAUAAUUUUGAUUUCUGGAUGCCUCUUCAAGCAGCUCCUCAUGUGGUAUGGUUCAGAUAAAUCGCCUAAAAUGUCAGUCUCAAUAUUCAUUCAGAGGCCUUUAAAGGGAAAAUUUAAGGCAUAUUUCCACACAGAUGACUUUGAUCCCCAUCAACACACCUGGGCUUCGUUUUCCACAUUGAGUGAUUGAUUGCAAUAGCUUUAUAAUUUUUUUGUUUGUAUGUUUAUUUUGCAAAAUCUGAAUGUAAUAAAAAUUAGAAUUGGUGUAUGAUUUAUCUCAUAACAUCUCAAUUUUGUUAUAUUAGCUUGAGAAUA